Messenger RNA from Exserohilum turcica Et28A, 2265 nucleotides. RefSeq lists its product as uncharacterized. Lineage: Eukaryota; Fungi; Ascomycota; Dothideomycetes; Pleosporales; Pleosporaceae. The record is from RefSeq and is a predicted model, not a curated record. The coding region runs from base 1 to 1998 and encodes 665 amino acids. The transcript is spliced from 2 exons.
AUGGGCGAAGCCGAGCCCGAGUCGACCCCCCGUUCCACGACGGAGCCGCAGCUCAAGGCGGCAAAGGACAAGAACUGCCCCUUCUGCGGCCAGGCCUUCACCUCGUCCAGCCUGGGCCGCCACCUCGACCUCUACAUCCGCGCCAAGAACCCAAAGGCCCCCGAUGGCAUCCACAUUGUCGACGAGAUCCGCAAGCUGCGCGGCGGCAUCACCAGGCGCCAGGCCAAGGGCAGUGUGUCGACGCCGCGCCGCGACGACAGCGGCGCCAGCACCCCGGCCACCAAGAAGCGCGUGGCCAGCGAGGACUCGGCCAUGCUGCUGCAGAGCCCCGACGACGACGACGACGACUCGCUGCACGUGGCCAAGUCGCGCGGCCACUUCAAGGACGUCACCUGGGGCGGCGCCAACCGGCCCCCACGCCUCAUCACCAAGACGCCCGACGCCCGCCGCGAUGCCUCGCGCCAGCUGCGCAAGGCCGACCUCGACCAGCGGCACAAGACGAGCGACGACAUGGAGAUUGCCGCCGCCACCGAGAUGGCCCUGCGCGAGCUGCUGAAGAGCGUGCGAGAAGCAAAUGCCAAAGCCUCGGGCACCGGCCUCUUCGACUUCGACCCCUAUGCCCAGAACUUCCCCUCGCUGUGCCUGCACAUCCUCCCCGCCCCCUCGACGCUCUUCUCCCCCACGCCCUUCCCGACCGCCGAGUCAUGGUCCAUCGCCCCGCCGGGGCAGAAGCAGUUCGAGGCGCUGAAUAAGCAGGUGCGCGAGCGCCUCCUUGCCUACCAGCGCCAGCGACAUCUCAACCAAGUCUUCCCCGCCACCACCUCGCACCCCAAUGCCCCCUCGUCGGCCACGACCACCUCGCCGCUGCCCACCCCGCCCCUCUUUGACCACGACCCCCAGCGCCUCUUUGGCCACAUUGCGGACGCCUACCACCACUGGACCCAGUAUUCCGACAAGACCAAGCAGGAGUACUGGCAGAUUGAGAUUCUGCGCUGCUAUGCCCGUGCCGACGACCGCCGACGCGAGGCCGACGUCCAGCUCGACAAUGCCCGGAAAGAGAUUGACUACCUCAAGGCCAACCGCUGGACGUCGGGCGCCUCCGACGUGUCGCCCAUCACCAUCAAUCUGAGCACCGACACAACCAAGGAGCUUGCAAAGCACGGCAUGGACUACCGCAAUUGGGACUACGACCGCCUGAUUGACAAGUGGCGGACAGCCAUACGGGAAAACAGAGUAUCCGUCUCGGGUCUGGCUGCCCAAAAGCAACUGCCUGGUGACGCCAAUUCGAGCAAUUGCUCCAUGGCGAGCCAGCCACCACAGACGUAUACCUCUGCUAGCCAGCCCCGGCAGGGGAGCCCGGUCAAGGUUGAGACGAGCAUGCCCUUUAGCGCACCGGCAACGGUCAACGGCGACGUGGGCAGCGAUCAGGUCGAUGCCGAGGGCGACGACGAUGAUGGAAUUGAUCUUACCCCGCACACGAAUGACGAGGAAGAGGCAAUGCAUCACAUGCAGCACCAGGCACAUGGGCCAUCGCUGCACCAGCCGCAGCCGCAGCACCACCACAGCACCCCUCUGCAGCCAACACCGCCACACCACCAGCAACAGUUUCCGCCGCAUAUGCAAACGCCCCAGCACAUGACGCAGGCCCACAUGGCGCAGGCUCAAGCACAGGCUCAAGCGCAAGCGCAAGCGUGGGCGGCCGCUCGCCAGCACAUGAACCAGUCGCGCAACCAAGACUUUCACCAGCAUCAGCAACACCAGCUCUCGCCUCACCUCCAGCAUGUCAGCUCAGCGGACAGCAGCCGACGCGAGUCGCUAGCCAUGAUGGAUCCGCACAAUCUCAGCCAGAGCAACAUGGGCGGCAUGGGCGGUGCCAUGGGCAUGUCGGGCAGCAUGGACGGCCUUGAAAACCACCAAGACCAGUUCCUGCGUCUCGACAUGGGCAUGCAGUCAGGCUUCGUCGGCUCCAACGACGGUAGCGUAUCCAUGGGGUCAUGAGCCCUGGCUGCCAGCCGACUGCUUUUUUGCGCCGCACCCACAACGCCUAUAUGAAAAAGAGAUGUUUUUUCCUCCAAAAGGCGUAGCGUGAGAGACGAUCAUGGCUACGUUGCAAUGUUGGCCCUUCUUUGUCAUUUUUCCUUUGUCGACAUUUCCCGUCUCUUUUCUCGAUUUCUUAGCUUGGCCCUCUCGUGCGCAUCACCAUAUACCCGGCCUCGUCACUUGAUACCCGUCUCUAUCAUUUGUUCACCUACUACCUAAUAACCC